UAUCCAGCAUCGAAUCUCCUCAUCUUCUUCUCUUCAGCCCCUAAUUUUUCAAGGUGGUCUUCGUCCGAUUCGGCCAUGUCGGGGCGCGGGAAGGGAGGCAAGGGGUUGGGCAAGGGCGGGGCGAAGCGCCACCGCAAGGUCCUUCGCGACAACAUCCAGGGAAUCACGAAGCCGGCCAUCCGCCGCCUCGCCCGCCGUGGUGGCGUCAAGCGCAUCUCCGGCCUCAUCUAUGAGGAGACCCGCGGCGUCCUCAAGAUUUUCCUGGAGAACGUCAUCCGCGAUGCCGUUACCUACACCGAGCACGCCCGACGUAAGACCGUCACCGCCAUGGACGUCGUCUACGCCCUCAAGCGCCAGGGCCGAACCCUCUAUGGCUUCGGAGGCUGAGCGCCGUCCCUCCAUCAAGAAGUGGUGGAAUUUGGAGUCUGGUCUGGUCGAUUGGAGAAGAAAACGAAAGAAAAGAGAAGCCUUUGGAAAGUGGAAGCUAUGGUUGAAGAUUUGUUGCUGUUCAAAACAUGUGCUAGAUUUGCAAAUAUGACUACAUGUGAUCAUUGACUAUUCUGCAUGAAAAGUCUCUUCUUUCCUUUAUGUGAUUUCAAGUUGUCCUCGAUAUGACUGACUACAUGUUCAGUAUGAACUGUUCAAUGAUUGAAGCCGCUUGUUUGGUUCA
This is a messenger RNA of Musa acuminata AAA Group (dessert banana), 670 nucleotides long. RefSeq names its product histone H4. NCBI's taxonomy places the organism in Eukaryota, Viridiplantae, Streptophyta, Magnoliopsida, Zingiberales, Musaceae. Gene Ontology annotation, biological process: nucleosome assembly. The coding region runs from base 76 to 387 and encodes 103 amino acids. Gene Ontology annotation, molecular function: structural constituent of chromatin; protein heterodimerization activity; DNA binding. The record is from RefSeq and is a predicted model, not a curated record. The transcript has a single exon. Gene Ontology annotation, cellular component: nucleosome.